Molecule: messenger RNA, 4089 nt
Organism: Talaromyces atroroseus
Lineage: Eukaryota; Fungi; Ascomycota; Eurotiomycetes; Eurotiales; Trichocomaceae
Exons: 3
Coding region: 1-4089 (1362 amino acids)
Cellular component (GO): VCP-NPL4-UFD1 AAA ATPase complex
Molecular function (GO): polyubiquitin modification-dependent protein binding
Source: RefSeq, a predicted model, not a curated record
AUGUCUGCCGCAGUACAUCCAGCGACUAUUGAUCUUCUAGAGAACGAAUUGGCAAGGGCCAGAACUGCCCUACAGGAAGUCCAGCCACACCCGCUCCAGGUAUUGACCCUAGACGAUGUCACAACCGGGGCCCUGGCUGCUCACAAGCAAAACCUCAUCAGUUACGACCAUGACUUCUUCUCAGGCGCAAGCCGUCUCACGGCAAAGGAAUUGGGCCUUGUCUCUGUCCAAGAAGUCCUUCCCUCGCCAGUAGAAGAAUGUCCACCGCUACCCAAGUCUCCGACUAACAUCGUUGAUCUUCUGGCCAACAAUGUUGUCUUGCAUCACCUGGUGCCAUUGCUCCCUAUCUCCUCGUUGCUUGCUUUGGCGUCCGCCACCAAGACGACACGUUCCAUUAUCAUGGAAACCCCAUACGUUUUCAGGCAUUUGGAUUUGAGCACCUGCCGCGUAGCUCAGAUUCCCGAAAGACUACCAAUUGAUGCCGGGAGUGAGCGCCGGACAAGUGAAAGAACGGAUGAGUCGGUCACUGAAGACGAAUUCUACGCUGCGCCGUUGCAAGGCAUCUUCUCCCGCCUCGAGGGACAAUCCCUUCUGGCAAGUGUCCGCACAUUGGUGUUGGAUGGCUUAUCUGUUCCAGCUGAUCUCAUCGCCGACAUCAUCCUUACUGAUCGAUUCAACGUGAAUAUACUCUCGAUCCGUGAAUGCUCGCAUCUCAAUGAGCGGAAGUUGAUGCAGACCUUGGAGUACGCCGUACGCCCUACUCGCCCGGAAGGAACUCCCAAAGUUAAGGGCAUCUACUACUUCACUUCGAGAGGAUCAACGGGCAAUCAACCACGACACCGCCGAGGAUCGUCUCGUCGUGAGUGGUGGCAGAGUUGUCUUGGUGGAGGACAAAAUUCAACUAAAGAAGAGCCAGCUUCGACAGCUGAAACCGAGGACAAACAUCUCAAUGAGUGGUACAAGCCAUCUGGUAACAUCCUGACACGCAACAUUGACGCUAGCUGGGCUCGGACACUGCAGAAAUGCGAAGGUGUCAUUGCCUUUGAUACCAUUUUAUGUCGAGGUCCCAGGCACAAUUCCGAUCUUUACUGUUCGAGCAACAAAACCGAGCCCCGUCCAGAAGGCAUACUUCUUCCACCAGCACUUGCGACUAUUGCUUUAGGGCCCCGUGGCUGUGACGGCUGCCGAACAUCGCCCGAGGGACCAGCAAUUUGGGGCGAAUCUCCAGAUCACCAUUUCCCUCUGCUCAACCCUCUCCCACUGCAUGCAUCCAGCAUUCUUGACGCAAAACGUCCAGUUCCGAGAAACGAAACAGCUGUUAUGAUUGCACGUUGUGCGGACUGUGUACAGAGACGUUGGUGCCAUCAAUGCCAUAAAUGGUUCUGUUUUCAGUGCCUACCAAGCCCUGAGCAGGCUGUUACGCGUCUAUCCCCGCAUCAAACCGCCGUACGGAGACCCGGGGCUAGGGAACCAUCACCAGUCAAGACGGGUCCAGGUGUCAGUAGAGACUGCUGGGAAUGUGGACCAACUGAGAACCCGAUUAGUGAUGCAGCGAGAGUAGCUUCCAGAACAACCUACGUCAGCAACCAAGAGCUUUGUGAGCUGCUACGCCAAACCUGCAAUUAUUUUACUCCAAGCCAUGUCUCAUGUCCCACCGGUGCUCUUGAAGGCAAACUCGAGGACAUGGCAGACACCAACAAUACCGCGGUCAGCCCACUGAGAUGGUCAUCCCAACUUGCAGUUACCUCACCUUUGCGCACUCCGAAGCUACCAGGGGACAAAAUUCUACUACCGCCGUCUGCCCUCGAACAACUUCUUGCUGCAGCGCCAGUUGUCGCGGUUGAGGGACCGAGUCAUCGUCAUAACCAUGCGCACACAUCUACCUUCGAUCCCUUUAAUCCAUACACCUUUGCUGCCGAGACGCGAGCUCGAGCUUUCGACCCAUCGUCAACAACUGCAGACAUUCGACAGCCGCAGCUGCCGCAUCCGCUUACUUUUCGACUUGUCAAUCCGGUGAAUGGAAGAGUCGUGUACGCCGGGAUUCGAGAGUUUUCUGCCGAGGAGGGCCAAGUGAGUCUGAGCAGUUUUCUGCGCCACGCGCUCGGCAUCGACGAAUCAGAGCAAGGAUGGAAAGAAGAAGAAGGAAAAGAAGAAGCAAAUAAUGCUGGUAUCGACGGCGCGGAGGGAGGUAAUAAUCAUAACAACAUAGACAAAGAAUUAGCGACUGUUACGAUACAUGCUCAACAGCUACCGAAGGGAACGUAUGUGCGGCUUCGUCCUCUUGAAGCGGGGUAUGAUCCGGAAGACUGGAAAGCCUUACUGGAGCGCCACCUACGAGAGAAUUUUACAACACUGACAGUUGGAGAACUUCUUACCGUUCCUGGAGGACGAAACAAGCGCUUUGAGUUCUUGAUAGACAAGGUUGCUCCGCAGGGAAGUGGUAUUUGUAUUGUCGACACCGAUCUAGAGGUGGACAUUGAGCCUCUGAACGAAGAACAAGCGAGAGAGACGCUCAAGAAGCUUUCGCAAAAAGCCUCGCGCAAACCGGGCACUGAAAAGGGAAGUUCGCCUGGGGGGCCGAUCGCGAAAGGUCAAAACAUACAGGGCCGGGUCAGAAGAGGCGAAUAUGUAGAUUACGAACUCCGUGCUUCGGAUUUAUCACAGGGGACGCUGCAAUUAGAGUUGGAAGUUGCUGAUGGAGUCGAUCUUGAUAUCUUCGCCAGUCCUCUUUCACCGUAUCAAAGAGCGUAUCCGAGGAGCGAUGAGUAUGUAUUCGGCGACAUGUCCUCGAAGUCAUAUAAGGCACUCAAGCUACAAUCAUCUUUACCGGAACUGGCCGAUGCGGAGAAGUUAUAUGUCUCUGUACAUGCCUUUCUUCCUCCUGCAGAGACCAAUGCAGAUGUAGAAGACGAAACAGAAGCGCCACUUGAAUAUAUCCUUCGUGUUUCCGAGAGCACACAGUCUGAUGUUGAUGUUGAUGCUGAUGCUGACAAUGCCUCUGCAAUGGAGCAUGACCCUGGAGACGUUCAAUGUAGGAACUGUCAACAAUGGGUUCCGCAACGUACCUUGUUCCUACAUGAGAAUUUCUGUCUUAGAAACAAUAUUCUCUGUCCAAGGUGCAAAAACGUUUUUCAGAAAUCUUCGACUGAAUGGCAAAAUCAUUGGCAUUGUGAACAUGAUGAUUCUUACGGCAAUGACAUAACCAGCAAGGAGAAGCACGAGUUUGUCUCCCACAGAAUACAUCCCUGCUCCAAUUGUGAUUAUGUCGCAACUAGCCUGCCGGCCCUGGGCCAUCACCGAACAACCAGGUGUCCUGGCAAGCUGAUUCUUUGCCAGUUCUGUCAUUUGGUGGUUCCACAGCAAGGAGAUUCCGAUCCAGGUAUGAAUGACCCCGAAGUUCUACUCUCGGGCCUUGCACCGCAUGAAAUUGUAGAUGGGGGUCGUACAACAGAGUGCCAUUUGUGCAAUAAGAUUACUCGACUUCGCGAUAUGAAGACGCAUCUACGCCAUCACGAUCUCGAACGUCUUUCACGGCCAGCGCCUCCAAUAUGCAGAAAUAUCAAUUGUGGUCGAACACUUAAGGGCUCAAAACCGGGGAGUACCGAUGCCUCACUGGGCUUGUGCAGUAUAUGCUUUGCCCCCUUAUACACCGACGCGCAUGAUCCUGAGGGCAAAGCAUUGAAGCGCCGCAUUGAAAGGAGAUAUAUGUCACAAAUGCUCUCGGGCUGCGGCAAGCCCUGGUGUUGUAAUCGAUAUUGCAAAACAGGCCAUCAACGAUCCUCUUCCUCACCUGCUGCUCCCUCGACUCUGCCCACUUCUUCAAAGGACAUUCUCCAAGUCAUAAGACCUCUGAUGGAUGCGAUAAAUACGAAUCCUACUGUAUCGUCAUCAUCAUUAGAAUUGCCUCCGUUCUACCUCUGUGCUGACGAGACAAGUCAGCAGCGACGGACGCUUGGGGAGAUGAUUGCUGCCGAGGGUGUUUACGACAUUAGAUGGUGUCUCGCAGCGCUGGAGUCCGCUGGAGGCGACUUUGAAAAGGCGAGAGAUUGGCUGAGUGGAUGGGCUCCGAAGAAGGAUGAGAUGCGCUAG